AUGGAAUCGCAAAAGAGCGCCGAAUGGGGGAAAAUCGAAACCCGCCCGAACCCCGGAGAGAUCACGUGCCCGCCACCGCCGCGGGUUUUGGCUGAUUUGGCUGAUUUGGCUUCAAGGCCCUUUUGGCGCGUGCGCUUCUUUCUGCUGCAAGAGACGUCAAGUCCUGCCUCGAAUCUAUCGGAUCCAGGUCUUCAGUUCGAUGAUCUCCGACGAGACACACUCAUAAACAAUAAGAGAAAAAAAGCUUCGGUCCAGGGGGUUUUCUCCCCACAACGUUUCCGACUACGAUCAAUAUCGUGCACUUUCAACCGUGAUUCUUUUUGCGUGACGGCCGCAUAUGCCGUGGAUUUAAGGCUGGCUCCUCCUCGUCCUCGUCGUGAUGCUGCAUCUGCGCCCAUUGCUACUCAACAUCUCCGGUCACCUGCUGCGUCUGACCUGAUUCCUUUGCCCCAUUCCUCCGACGAAACCCUCCUUCAAUCUUCCACCUUUUACACCAGCUUGACGUCCAUUCUCUCAAAGCUGGAUUCCCGCGACAAAGACGGGGCCCCCGCAGCCGUUGUCCCGCCCUCCCCUUCGGCCCCCCGGACCCCUAGCAGCAUUAGCAGCAGCGACAACGAUGGUGGCCAUUCGGUCCCUUCGUCGGCCCUUCACCCCCGCGUGGCGGUCAUUCUAGGCGUGGAUCGCAAAUGGUAUCUGCCUCUGGUUAUCUGCCGCGCGCUGAGCACCGUUCCGGCCGCAUGGUGGGGUCUGCGAUGUGCGUUCACAUUCUUGGCCGAGCUCUUGCACAUCCAGCCGGGAAUGGGAGGGGAGGGGUGGGCGGCGGCGAUUGUUGGGAGUGUCGGGCAAGACUGGGAUGUUGAGCGAAGAUUCCGAGUCACCGAAGUGGCUUUGGCUAUUAUGUGGUGCUGCGCAUCCGCAUAUCUUUCCUACUUUUUUGCUGAUUGUAUGAUGUCUCGAUGGCUUUUGAAUUAUACCCCGCCAGCUGUUGUUAUUCGUCUCCUCACUACGAAUGGGUUGAUUGCUUAUAUUACUUCUUGGGUCCUUUAUCUUUCCGGGGCUUCAUCGGACCCCCGCUUACUUCUCCCUGCAUGGAUCUCCAUCACGACUACCCUCACCUUCCUUUACCAUGCCACGCAAAACCAUGCCACCAUCAAGCGAGAAACGGCUGCUGCGUUGCUUGUCGUCGCAGUGGCCAGCUUCGUGAGCAUGUCCUCCCUUCUCCUUCAGUUGCACUUGACUCGCGAGAACGAACCUGAGGUGCCAGUCUUCGUCAUCACUCGGAAAUUAUGGGACUGGGCGGUCCAGAUUUUUCUGCGCAUGCGCGUAUCGGACAGUAGGGCGUAUGCGUAUCCUCCUGGUGAACUCUAGAAAUUAGUUGAAUAGAUCCUCGUGGGCCUUGCCCGUGCCUGCUUC
Aspergillus saccharolyticus JOP 1030-1 is the source of this 1413-nucleotide messenger RNA. RefSeq lists its product as uncharacterized. The coding region runs from base 1 to 1368 and encodes 455 amino acids. The record is from RefSeq and is a predicted model, not a curated record. NCBI's taxonomy places the organism in Eukaryota, Fungi, Ascomycota, Eurotiomycetes, Eurotiales, Aspergillaceae. Gene Ontology annotation, biological process: protein N-linked glycosylation; cellular response to oxidative stress. Gene Ontology annotation, cellular component: endoplasmic reticulum membrane. The transcript is spliced from 5 exons.